AUGGAGGCAUAUGAGUCUCAACAGCCCACAGGAGAUGGGAAGAAAAGAGGAAAGAACAUAGUUUGGUCUAAAGAGAUGGAUAAGUGUCUUAUUUUAGAACUAGUGCAUCAAGCUAAUAAAGGGUACAAAGUGGAUAAGGGCUUUAAAGAUCAAGCUUAUAUUACAGCUUGUUCAUCUUUAAAUUCAAGCUUUAACCUUUCUCUCAAUCAUGAGCAUUGUGUUAAUCGCUUAAAAACUAUCAAGAAAAAAUAUAGAUUGGUACAGGAAAUGUUGAGUAAAAGUGGAUUUUCUUGGAAUCCAAUGACAAAAAUGGUUAAAUGCAAUGAUCAAGUAUGGACUACAUAUGUUGCUGCAAGCAAAUCCAGAUGCAAAAGGACUACCGGUGAAUGGGCAUGUUCUACCAAGGAUGUACAUGCUAACUUUUCAAAGAAAACAAAUGAUAGUGAGGAUGAAUAUUCACAUCUCUUCGAUCCCAUUGACAACAUGGUGGAAAACGACGUAGGUGACAUAGAAGGAAAUAAAUUUGCAACUCAACAAGGCAAUACUAGUAGCCAAAAACCUACACUUGGCAAGCGCAACCACAGAUCUUCAAAGCUAGUGACAGAGCAGUCAAAGAAGCCAAAAGGUGCGGAGCUUGUUGCUGAAACAAUAGUUGCCAUUGCAACUAACAUGGCAAGAUUGGCUAAUGCAUAUGAGAAGAGUAAGCCUUGCAUAGAUUAUUUGGAACUUUACAAGGCCGUAAUGGAUGUUGAAGAGCUUGAUAUCAAUAGCCGAAUGACUCGUUUUGAAUACUUGAACGGAGAUCCUAUAAAAGCCAGAGCAUUUCUGAUAUAUCCUUAA
Messenger RNA from Camellia sinensis, 840 nucleotides. The record is from RefSeq and is a predicted model, not a curated record. NCBI's taxonomy places the organism in Eukaryota, Viridiplantae, Streptophyta, Magnoliopsida, Ericales, Theaceae.